AUGAAAGUUCGAACGGCCAUCAAACGAUUGUGCGAGGCGUGCAGGAUAGUCAAACGACGCGGUCGAUUAUACGUCGUCUGCUCGAAAGUACCAAAACACAAACAACGACAAGGUUUAGUGACCGAAACUUCACCGGCGACGAUUCAGAACGCUCACGAAGAAGAAGAAGAAGGUGGAAGGAGAGGAUACGGCAAUACGAAUAACAAUAGCGGUACGAGUAGUCUAGCAGAAGAGGAGUGCUGCGCGGAGACGAGGAGAACGUUCCUUGGGUUCCUGGAUCAUCGUCGUCACGCUGAAUCGACUUUUCCGUCUCGCAGUUUAGCCGGCGUCGCAUCCUCGAAUUCGACGACGACGAGUUUUUUACCGUGGUUGGUAAAAUAG
Messenger RNA from Bathycoccus prasinos, 381 nucleotides. RefSeq names its product 50S ribosomal protein L36. Bases 1 to 381 code for a protein of 126 amino acids. The record is from RefSeq and is a predicted model, not a curated record. Gene Ontology annotation, molecular function: structural constituent of ribosome. The transcript has a single exon. Gene Ontology annotation, biological process: translation. NCBI's taxonomy places the organism in Eukaryota, Viridiplantae, Chlorophyta, Mamiellophyceae, Mamiellales, Bathycoccaceae. Gene Ontology annotation, cellular component: ribosome.